UGUUGUAAUUUUUAUCAAACCAUAUCUCAGCCUGUGGAAUCGUUAUACUUCGAUCGAUCUAAAUAUAAGGGGAUUUCUUCACCGCAUUCUAACGAUGGGAAACAAAGGAAUCUCGGUGACAGGCCUGGUCUGGGGCUUUGCUUUCUUUCUUCUACCGCUGCACUCCGCCUAUGGAGACGUGAGCUAUUCUUUUCCGGAGGAGAUGAAACGAGGAUCUGUUAUUGGAAAUAUAGCCAAGGAUCUCGGGCUGGAGGCGAGGAUACUGUCCGCUCGUAAGGCCCGUAUUGAUACCGAAGGGAACCAAAAACGGUACUGUGACAUUAAUCUGACUACCGGGGAUUUGAUUGUUGCGGAGAGAAUUGACAGAGAGGGGCUUUGUGGCAAGAAGGCUUCGUGCGUUUUAAACCAGGAACUUGUGUUGGAGAAUCCUUUGGAGCUGCAACGUAUUAGCCUUCAUGUUCAAGAUAUAAAUGACAACUAUCCACAAUUUAAGAAAGAUGUGAUUAAAAUUGAAAUAGCAGAAUUGUCCGUCAAAGGAGCUCGCUUUUUAUUAGAUGAGGCUCGUGAUGCGGAUAUAGGACAGAACACGGUUCAAAGCUAUACACUUGAAGGGAAUAACCAUUUCAUUUUGAAUGUCAAUACAAAAAGUGGUGGACGGAAAAAUGCCGAUUUAGUCUUAGACAAAGAGCUAGACCGUGAACAACAGCAGGAAUUUAAAUUAUUACUCACAUCUGUGGAUGGAGGUUCUCCGCAGAGAUCAGGUACUGUACUCAUACACGUCACUGUACUGGAUGCUAACGAUAACGCCCCAGUGUUUAGCCAGGGCGUCUAUAAAGCCAGUCUGCCUGAAAACUCUCCUGUGGAUACUCUUGUAAUUACAGUGAGCGCCAGUGAUUUAGACGAGGGACCCAAUGGCGAAGUUAUGUAUGAUUUUGACCAUGUUUCAGAUGAAAAUAACAUUGUAUUUUCUCUGGAUCAUAAAACAGGAGAACUAAGAGUUAUUGGGUCUCUGGAUUAUGAAGAUGAGUCAUCAUAUGAAAUGCAGAUCAGCGCAAAGGACGGUUUAGGAUUAGCAUCUUCCUCUACGUUGAUAAUAGAAAUCACAGAUAUUAAUGACAACGCCCCUGUGAUAUAUCUACAAUCUCUGACUAACCCCAUACCUGAGAACGUGUCUCCUGGUACAGAGGUGGGCAUCAUUAACGUGCAGGAUAGAGACUCUGAGAAUAACCGACAGGUCCGCUGCUCCAUUCAGCAAAACCUUCCCUUUAAACUGGUGCCAUCCAUCAAAAACUACUAUUCUCUGGUGACCACGAGAGAACUGGACCGAGAACUAGUGUCUGAUUACAACAUUACAAUCACUGCCACCGACGAGGGCUCUCCACCUCUGUCCUCCUCUAAAAGUGUUCAGUUAUCUGUAGCUGACGUCAACGACAACCCACCUGUGUUUGAGGAACAGUCCUAUAAAGCCCACGUGACUGAAAAUAACAAACCCGGUGUGUCUGUGUGUACCGUUACAGCACGAGACCCAGACUGGAGACAGAACGGGACAGUGAUUUAUUCUAUCUUACCUGGCGAGGUGUCCUCGUUUUUAUCCGUUAAUGGAGACACGGGCGUGAUCCACGCUGUGAGGUCGUUUGAUUAUGAGCAGUUCAGGAGUUUUAUAGUCCACGUGGUGGCCAGAGACAACGGUUCUCCUCCGCUCAGCAGCAACGUCACGGUCAGUGUGUUCAUAACGGAUGUGAAUGACAACUCUCCUCAGAUACUAUACCCCGCCCCGGAGGGGAAAUCCUUCAUGACCGAGCUGGUCCCCAAAGCUGCUCAUGGGGGCUCUCUGGUUUCCAAGGUGAUUGCGGUGGACUCGGACUCCGGCCAGAACGCCUGGCUGUACUAUGAUAUAAUCAAAUCCACUGAUCCGGGACUUUUCACUAUUGGUCUCCACAGCGGAGAGAUCAGGACAAAGCGGGACAUUUCUGAAUCUGACAGCAUGAAACAGAACCUCAUUGUGUCAGUGAAAGAUAACGGACAGCCCUCUCUCUCUGCCACCUGUACAAUUUAUUUAGUGAUUUCUGAUAACUUGGCUGAAGUACCAGAACUGAAAGAUGUAUCUUAUGAUGAGAACAAUUCCAAACUCACCUCUUAUCUGAUCAUCGCGCUGGUGUCCGUCUCCACCUUUUUCUUCACCUUCAUUAUUGUCAUCCUGGCGGUGAGGUUUUGCCGCAUGAGAAAGCCUAGACUGUUGUUUGACGGAGCGGUCGCCAUCCCCAGCGCGUAUCUCCCUCCCAAUUACGCAGAGGUGGAUGGCGCUGGAACUCUCCGCAGCACAUACAAUUAUGACGCAUACCUGACGACGGGAUCGCGCACAAGUGACUUCAAGUUCGUCACAUCUUACAAUGACAACACACUACCCGCGGACCAGACACUGAGAAAAAUUACUACAGACUUUGCUGAUGAUCUUGGAGAUUCCGAUGUGUCCCCAAAGGUAGGACUUUACCGUUAA
Messenger RNA from Oncorhynchus kisutch (coho salmon), 2497 nucleotides. Its product is annotated as protocadherin gamma-A11-like. The coding region runs from base 95 to 2497 and encodes 800 amino acids. The transcript has a single exon. NCBI's taxonomy places the organism in Eukaryota, Metazoa, Chordata, Actinopteri, Salmoniformes, Salmonidae. Gene Ontology annotation, molecular function: calcium ion binding. Gene Ontology annotation, biological process: homophilic cell-cell adhesion. The record is from RefSeq and is a predicted model, not a curated record. Gene Ontology annotation, cellular component: plasma membrane.